This is a messenger RNA of Rhodamnia argentea, 1552 nucleotides long. RefSeq lists its product as uncharacterized. NCBI's taxonomy places the organism in Eukaryota, Viridiplantae, Streptophyta, Magnoliopsida, Myrtales, Myrtaceae. The transcript has 2 exons. The coding region runs from base 56 to 604 and encodes 182 amino acids. The record is from RefSeq and is a predicted model, not a curated record.
UUCAUUACUCAUAUGUUGUGUUUAUGUUCUUCUUUCAUGUGAUGGCAUAGGUAAUAUGGAGGGGGAUGGGAGUAGUGUGAAUAAUGAUCGGGUAACAUCGGUUCAAUCGGUUCAAGAGGAGUUUGAUGAUCUUGAUAUAGAUAUAAUGAUAGCAUGGUUGUGGAUUGUCGUGGUGGAUAUGUCCAUGAACACAAGAGAACUAAUUAGAGAUAGCGUAUUGUCAGAACCCGAAUGGGUAAUGGAGGUUCUUUGUGGACAUUCGGAUAGAGUAUAUGAAGCUUUUACGGUGAAGAGACAUGUAUUUCUCAAUCUUUGUGGUUUGAUGAUAGAAAUAGGUUGGUUGAAAGAUAGUCGAUAUAUUAAGGUGGAUGAGCAAGUCACGAUCUUCUUAUCUAUGAUUUGUCACAAGAAGUCCAAUAAAGAUUUAUUUGAGAGAUUUCAAAGUUCGGGACAAACUAUUAGCAAGUACUCCACUAAAGUGUUAAAUGCAGUUUUCAAACUAGCUAAAGAGAUUAUCGUACCACCUUCCUUUGAUGCCGUCCCGGAGGAGAUUCUGAUGAAUCGUCAACAUGAGCCUUACUUCAAGGCAAAUACUACGUGGUAGAUUCGGGCUGUGCAACAGCUCCGGGAUUUUUAACUCUUUUUAAAGGUGAACGGUAUCACCUAAAUGAUUACAGGGGUGCAUCGAGACGACCAAGAACAACAAGAGAAUUGUUCAACUAUAGACAUUCUUCGUUAAGAAAUGUCAUUGAGAGAUCAUUUGCAGCAUUAAAAAAUCGCUUCUUCAUUUUGAGACAUAUGCCUUCAUUUGCAAUUCGAAAGCAAGCAUGUAUCGUAAUUGCAUGUAUACUAUCCAUAAUUACAUUCGUGAUCAAGACAGGAGGGAUAAGAACUUUUCACUAUAUGGAAAUACAUGGUACUCGUUUGGAUCUACACAAGAUGAGGUUAUAUAAGAUGCAUUGACUCAGGAGGGAACCGAGAUGAAUAUGCUUAAGAUAGAUAUUGCCAAUCAAAUGACAAGAGAUCAUAAUAUGGAAGAGAUUUCUUGAAAUUGUGUUCUUAACUUUUGUAACGCAAUUUUAUCUAGCUCCCAGGUACUCAUAUAUUUUUUUACUAAAUCGAUUGCAAUUCAUCCCUUAGUCUUUCUAUUUUGUUGGAAGAUGCUUUUAUUAAGACAGCUUGUGAAACUUUCGCAGGAGCUACUUUUUUGGAGUUGGAGCUGAUUUUCUUUCUCCACAGAAAAUAGGGAGUCUACGGAGGAUUUCGAAAUGUGAGAGCACGUCUUUUGCAAGCAAAGCUGGAGUUGGAGCUGAUAUUGUGGUCUCGGACAAGGAAUUUGAAAUUGCGUUCAUUUUGUAGUUCGAACUAGCUGAUAUUAACGUAGGAAUUUUGAAACGUGCUAUUUUUUGGAGUUGGAGUUGAUAUUAUGGUGAUGUGUAAAAUGAGUUGGAGUUGAUAUUAUGGUGAUUUGUAAAAUAUGUGGUGAAUUUGGCCAUUUUACUCUAGUUUUAUUUAUUCUUAUGCAGAUCUUUUUAGUUGUCUUCUUACCCAA